Messenger RNA from Strigops habroptila (Kakapo), 1449 nucleotides. Its product is annotated as inositol 1,4,5-trisphosphate receptor-interacting protein-like 1. The transcript has a single exon. NCBI's taxonomy places the organism in Eukaryota, Metazoa, Chordata, Aves, Psittaciformes, Psittacidae. The record is from RefSeq and is a predicted model, not a curated record. The coding region runs from base 1 to 1449 and encodes 482 amino acids. Gene Ontology annotation, cellular component: membrane.
AUGGCUGUCACAAACUUCCUCGCGUGUGUUCUGCAGCAUCUCAUCAUGAGCAUGCACGUGUUUGCUGAUAAGCGGGAUGAACCCAUGUAUGACUGCAUGCAGCAGAGUUUGGCACAGGUGAGCCAGUGGAUGGCUCGGCUGCUGCAGGAGCUGGAGAGCCAGCAAAAGAGUCUUGUGCCCUGGAGAGCCCUGCUCUCUGCUGCCUUGCAGCACUGGCAGUUGGGUCUGAUUGCCGGCGUCCUGCUUCUCCUGAGCGUCAGACUCUCUCGGUGGCUGAGGAAAAGGAGCCAUGAGGAGGAUGAAGACGCUGACAGUCAGAGGGAUUUUCGCAUGUAUUUUUCAAAGGGCAUCAAGCAUUCAGGGAGCAAACUGCGCUACCAGAGUGAGUUGGUGUUGUGGCUGGUCGACAAGCUCCUCCAUGCUUGCCAAGAGCAAUUGCCAAAGCGUUUCUUCCCAGUGCUGGAACAAGCCAUCGGGGUGGACAGCGCCUUUGAAGGCUGGAGUCCCCAUGAAGAUGAUGCUGUCUACUGCCUGCUUGUGCCCCUCAAGCCCCCCCGUGGGCACGCCUUCCACCUGGAGGUGGGCGUCAUGGGACUGGGGCUGGUGAUGGACUCCUGCAUCCGUGUGGAGCAGGUGUGCACGUGUACAACGGAGCAGGUAGCGCAGGACAUGCCCUGCUUCCUCCACCACCCUGAGAAGGCGCUGAGGAAGAAUCAGAAGUCCAGCCUUCUGCACACCCUCUGCACCAGCUCCUACCUAGAUGUUGAGAAGACUGCCCUCUGGUUCCAGGACCUCAUGAGGUCAGCCUGGGAGUUUGUGCCUCAGUCACGUCACUACAGUAUGAAGGUGCUGCCCUCCAGCCGCUCCUGCAAACUGCAGUUUACGGAUGUCUCUGGGAGAACCUUGCUCGUUGAAAUGAUGCUUGGCAUGCAGCACGGUGACUCAGACAUCUUUGUGAGCAGCCAGGCUACAGAGGCUCUCUUCACCCCCAGCACAACGUGGUCAGUGAGCUACGCUGUGGCGGAGUCAAAGUUCUUCUGGGUGAUGGCCAGGCUGCUCCCAACUGACAGCUGCCACCUCAGCUGCCUGCAACUCUGCACUCGCUUCCUGGUGGGCACUGGUCUUUCCUCCCAUAUCUUGAAGACCGUUGUGAUGCACCUCCUGAACACCAUGCCCCUGGCAGGCUGGCGCAGGAGCCGUUUCCCGGAACAGCUGGAUGAAAUCAUGUGGGACCUGGAGCUCUGCUUGGAGAAGAGAUGCCUCAACCACUUCUUCAUCGGUAAUGAGGACCUGUAUGAGGAGAUCAUCAUGCCUCAGGCCUUGCAAAGAGCUGUACCACUCAACCUCUUGGAGCACUUGAAGCACGAUCCAGCUGCCCACAAGCAGGCAAUGCGUGAGCUGAAGGAGCUGAAAAAUCUGCUUUCAAUACAGCUCUUCUACAGACACUGA